Molecule: messenger RNA, 1404 nt
Organism: Ipomoea triloba (trilobed morning glory)
Lineage: Eukaryota; Viridiplantae; Streptophyta; Magnoliopsida; Solanales; Convolvulaceae
Product: zinc-finger homeodomain protein 9-like
Exons: 1
Coding region: 259-1161 (300 amino acids)
Biological process (GO): regulation of developmental process; regulation of DNA-templated transcription
Cellular component (GO): nucleus
Molecular function (GO): DNA-binding transcription factor activity; transcription cis-regulatory region binding
Source: RefSeq, a predicted model, not a curated record
CAUCAUCAACUUCCCCAACCCAAAUUCCAAAGUUAACCCAUUCCUUCAAUUCUCUCUCUCUCUCUCUCUAUCUCCCUACCGUCAUGGUUGGUUUUCCUGUGCAAUCUUAACCCUACGUCUAAUUGUCCGGUGUUUAAGGAUUGGAGCGAGGAAAACAAGUGGAAAAAAGGUAAAAAGGUUGGGGGCUGAUAUAUCUAUCUAUCUGGAACUUAAAGCCCCACCUCCUUCCAGCGCUAGAUGUUCGAAGUUUGAAGAAGCAUGGACCUAGGGGGUCUAGGGAGCAGCAAUACUACUGUGAAAACCCCAGAAACUGAAACUCAGACUCCCACAAUCCUUCUCCACCAUGCUAAGCCCUUGUCUUUUAGCAGCAACGGCGUCCUCAAGCGCCAUAAUCCCCUUCACCACGCCGUCGUGGUGACCUACAAAGAAUGCCUCAAGAACCACGCGGCUAGUUUGGGUGGCCACGCUGUGGACGGCUGCGGGGAGUUUAUGCCUUCCCCAACCGCCGCCGCCGCCUCUACUAACCCCACCUUGCUAAAAUGCGCCGCGUGCGGAUGCCACCGGAAUUUCCACCGCCGUGAGCCGGAGGAGACGCUGCCCAAGGCUCUCGAGUACCAGUCCCUCCACCGCCACCGCCCUCCGCCGCCGCCGCCGUCCUCCGAUUCGCCGUCUCCGCCGCCUAUUUCCUCCUCCGCCCCCCACAUGCUCCUCGCGCUCAGCACCGCCUUUUCUGGGCCCCCCACGGACACCAAUUCCCCAAUCUCCGCUCCCCUCCAGAAAAAGCGAUUCAGAACAAAAUUCACCCAAGAUCAGAAAGAUAAAAUGCUGGAAUUCGCCGAUAAAGUUGGGUGGAAGAUUCAGAAGCGAGACGAGGAGGUGAUCAACCAAUUCUGCACCCAAGUAGGCGUGGAAAGAGGAGUUCUAAAGGUAUGGAUGCAUAACAACAAGAACACCCUCUGCAAGAAUCAAUCUCAAUCUCAAUCCAACAUUGAUAACGUUAAUGGUUUGGAUUUUCACAUUGCAAGUAGAAAUCCCGCCGCCCAAUUCAACCUCCAUCAAGAAAGCAACGGCAAUGACACCCAAAACCACCAGCCUCUCCAUAACAGCGAAGAUGUUAGCGCUAAUACCAUCGCCGUUAAUGGGUCAUCUUCUUCUUCGUAAUCUAAUCUCGUGAAUUUUAAAAUAAAACGUUUUAGCUAGAAUAGUCCGAGAUAAAAAGAGAAAACAGAAGACAAACCCAGGAUGGUAUUGUUCUUGAUUAGCUACAGAUUAUUAUUAUUAUUUGUAGUAGUAGUAGGAGUGUUUCUUUGUUCCGCUGUAUUAGCUUCUUUCUUCUAUAAAUGAUUAGUACUCAAACCUUGCUAAGGAUAACAAUGGAGAAUUUUCUUCUUAUUCGAUGCGAAA